Messenger RNA from Fusarium odoratissimum NRRL 54006, 780 nucleotides. RefSeq lists its product as uncharacterized. NCBI's taxonomy places the organism in Eukaryota, Fungi, Ascomycota, Sordariomycetes, Hypocreales, Nectriaceae. The record is from RefSeq and is a predicted model, not a curated record. The coding region runs from base 1 to 780 and encodes 259 amino acids. The transcript has 4 exons.
AUGAUCAAUCCACAUACAUCGGUUGGCAUCGCACAAGUCGUGUUCUACGCGCUUGUAUUGCCCAUCGCUGUGUUUAUUCUUAUCAGCAAUUGGAAACAUGGGUUGCGUCUUGCCUCAUACCCCCUUGUCACAUUCUCCCUAGCUCGUCUCGCUGGUGGAAUUUUAACCAUUCUCCGUCAAUCUGACCCUACUAGUAUCGGGCUUAUCAUCGCGACCACAGUGCUGCUCAAUGUCGGCCUCAUUCCGUUAAUGAUCUCCAUGGUUGGGUUCAUCCGUUUGAUUAUAAAAUCGAGUCUUGAUGAGAACAAACGAGCUUUUGCCCUUUUGAAGAUCAUUCGCCUAGCAUUCAUUGCCGCUAUUGCUCUCCUCUGUGUCGCAGGGGCUUUUAGUGGUUCUAGUAUACACCUCUCAAGACACUUGACUCAAGCUGGCUAUGUCACUCUUGCUGCUGUCAUUGCUCUGAUGACUGUCGAGUUACUUCAUCUCUAUACCCAAAAACACCGCAUUUCUCCCGAGAGACACAUUUUUAUACAGCUUACUCUGGCAAGCAUUCCGACACUUGUCCUCCGAACAGUCUAUGGACUUCUUUGCGCUUUCACUGUUGACAACGUAACGACCAUUUGGAAUUCACUUAUAGGAUCGGCGGUUGCGUUUGCUUUGAUGUGUCUGCUUGCUGAGUAUAUUACACUUCUGAUCUUUCUUUAUCUGGGGAUUCGCCAUUGGCGAGGCGUCUGUGCCGAGAGCUUGGGAAGUGUCGAGAUGGAGUCUUUGAGCAAGUGA